Zerene cesonia (dogface butterfly) is the source of this 3844-nucleotide messenger RNA. RefSeq names its product tyrosine-protein kinase-like otk. The coding region runs from base 194 to 2227 and encodes 677 amino acids. NCBI's taxonomy places the organism in Eukaryota, Metazoa, Arthropoda, Insecta, Lepidoptera, Pieridae. Gene Ontology annotation, cellular component: signaling receptor complex. The transcript is spliced from 18 exons. The record is from RefSeq and is a predicted model, not a curated record. Gene Ontology annotation, molecular function: ATP binding; transmembrane receptor protein tyrosine kinase activity. Gene Ontology annotation, biological process: cell surface receptor protein tyrosine kinase signaling pathway; multicellular organism development; protein phosphorylation.
UUCAAACUUCAAAAGCUCACUCAGUUCGCGUCGCUUGCUAGCUAAAGCUGCGAAGUCUGAAAUCGGGUGUUCACUGUUUGUGCUUACAAAAUGAAAUUUCCAAGCGUCUUCUAACAUAAAAAUGUCUAACCAAGCACUAUAUUCGAUUGUUUGAUCUUGAAUGUGGAUGUUUUAUUCAACAUAGUGUACAAAAAUGUGUUUAUAUCGUGGUGUCUUAUUCGUUUUUCUGCUUCUAACCGGUUUUGACGCGUUUGCUGGCGCGAGUGAUCCAGCUCAUCAUUUGGCUCACAAGAUACACGCUCAUAAGUCCAGGAGACAUCGCGCAGCUACUGAUGGCGAGCUUCACUUCGAACCAGCGCCAUACAACAAGAAAUUAGAAUUGAACGGUGUGGGCAAGAUACACUGCAAGGUGGCCGGUGGUGUCGCACCUACAGUGCAAUGGUUUUUGAACGACGAGGAUACCCUCCCAGAAGGAGUGACGUCAUCAAACGGAACUCUCCUCAUAGCUGAAGCGAAGCGGGAGCACGCGGGGCAGUACACGUGCAAGGCUACGGACGGUGAUAAGUCCAUCACCGCCAAAAUAACUGUGGAUGUUGUGGUGGCGCCCAGAGUUCUGGAACCUUCCAACGGGCAGCAGAUACAUGUGCGUAUAGGCGACAACAUAUCGCUCAACUGUCGCGCGAUAGGCGACCCCCCGCCAACUGUACACUGGGACAGAAAUAGGACAAUACUGAGUAGUCAGAAUGAGGAUGUUGAGGUAGAAAAUGGCACAAACGCAUCCACUGCUAGGAUACUCCUCUUAACCAAUGGGACGCUUCUUAUACGUAACGUGACCGAACAAGACUCUUACCGGUACGGGUGUACCGCGGGCAGCGCCGCGGGAUUGGCUAGAGCCGAGCUAGAACUUCUAGUGCAUACAGAAAACGACCUCCCCCCUCAGGAAUCGACGGGAGUAGCUGGCAAGGCAGUUCUAGUGUCUAUAUCAGUGGCUGGCGCCUACAUGGUGUUGGUGCUGGCCCUCAUGGUCUACUGCAGGCGGAGGAGGCUCAAGCGACGGCAGAGGGGUGAGAAAGAAGAGUUGGAAAUGGUGGAAGGGCGAGAGAAGUUGGUAGAAGAAGGAGACGAUAAGAAAGUGCCGCAGAAUGGUGUUCCCGCGCACAACGGCCGGCUCUUGCAAGAGAGAGAUAGCGGCGCAGACGACUCCGAGGUAUCGUGCAUGUCUCGCAUGUCGAAGAAGUCGGGGCGGUACGAUCAGUUGUCGAUACCGAAGUCGCUGAUAUCCGAACAAAUUAUAUUGGGUCGCGGUGAAUUCGGUGAUGUCUGGUUGGCCAAGAUCGAUCUGCUGCAAGUAAAGAAAUUAAGGAACAAAGACGAGAGCGACACGGAGGCUAAAAUCCGACCAAUUUUGGUUAAGGCACUCAGUACUAAGGACGAGACACAACUAGCGGAGUUCCGCAGACAGCUCGAGUUGUUCCGUUGCGUCCGACACGAGAACAUAUCACGCAUAUUCGGUCUCUGCAACGAGUCGGAACCGCACUAUAUGGUUUUAGAACACACGGACUGGGGUGAUCUAAAAACAUUCCUGAUCGCAACACGCUCGGACGAAGAGAACGCGGAGUAUAUAGCGCGUGUCGGCUCGUCCCACGCUCUGCCCAAGCCGGCCCACGCCGUCCCACCGCUGGGACACUUGCACCGAGUGGUUUUGGGCCAGCAGCUGGCCAGCGCCGCCAGCAAGAUAGCCAGCAAGCGGAUGACGCACCGUGACAUAUCAGCUCGGAACUGUCUGAUUACAUCGCAGUUGCAACUGAAGCUGUCUUUCCCAGCGCUGUCUCGAGGGCCGCAUUCGCAGGAAUACUAUAAAUUGCACGAUCAGGUGAUACCACUACGCUGGUUGCCGCCAGAGUCAGUGCUAGAAGGCGAUUAUUCGUCUAAAUCUGAUGUCUAUAUGUUCGCCGCUACUAUAUGGGAGAUAUACACCAAAGCGGAGUUGCCAUUCGCAAAACUGAACGAUAACUCAGUGCUGGAGAGGAUAAAGAGUGGCUCGCUCGAGUGGCCGGUCGCGGAUUCGGUGCCCGAGAAAUUGGGAGCGCUACUUAAACGCUGUUGGAGCAAACUACCGACAGACAGACCGCAGUUUACCGACAUUUGCGAGGAAAUGACGCACAUCGUGCAGCAGAUAACGGCCGAGAACGAGUCGCAGCACUCCAAGAGCGAUUUGAACGAAUGAACGGUUAAGCGACGGUGACCGCGGACGAGUAAUGGAUGGGUGGGUCACUGCUAUUGAUCGCGGCACAAGUAUUUAGUGUAUCACGUAUAAUAUUUACCGAUUUUGCAUUUGACGUAAUAGCGUAUUUUUCAUUUGUAAAUAUCUGGGUUAAGCAACGUUGCGCAUAGUUGGACGGCGGAUGGGUGACCGACGCGUAGACUUAGAUUUCGUAGAAGAUGUAUGAAAAACACUUGUAGUUUUUGUGAUAUCUGCCAGACAAGUGAGAUAUUGUGUGAAACGGAAAUGUUUUUUUUUGUUCGUACUUGGUUAAGGUACCCUUAAUCCAAGUACAAAGUCUGAUGGGUGACUGCGUAAUUAUUUUUUUUGUUAGUUGUGUACAAGUUUAGAUAUUAGAAUUAUAAUAAUUCUUUUAAAUUAAUCAAAUCUUAUACAAUGGAAGUUUUAAAAAAAUAUUUGAUUCACAAGAAAUCUCAUUUAAUUCAAUAUAAGACUGUAUGUUAGUCGUAAUGUAGAAACAAUAAUUGGUAAGUUAUGUUUUUAUUAGUUAGGUAUUGCUUACUGUCGAUAUUUUAACAAUUACACUAUGAUUUCAAGUAAAAAUAACUUUAGUUUCAAACGACUUCAAAAAAGGAUGACAAGAAAAUCUUUUUGACUGUAUUUUUUUAUUUGGUUUUAUAACCUCAUAGCUAUAUACUGGCUGAACUGAUUAUGAUGCUUUUAUUAUUUGAAAACUGGUGCCUGCUAUUCAUUUUUACACCGGUCUCCUGUGGGAGUGUGGUACUUCCCCGAUGCGAGCUGGCCCAAUUCGUGCCGAAGCGUACUCCACUCCACAUUUACAUCCGAUUCUCAGGUUUGAUACGGAUUUUUUGUCAAUUGGUACCAAUUUAGAACCUAGAGCGUUCUGAAGUUAGCAGGCUAGACAGUAACUAGUAUUUGAAUACACAGGCGCAGCCACGGGCGUUAGACUAGUGUUAUAAAUGUACUAAAAAAAAACAUAACAUACCAUUAUUAGAUUUUUUUAUUUAAAUAUAGCUCUUAUUGUAGUCAUUUCGAUGCAUUUACAUUUUGUAUUGUACAUUAUAAAUUUUACAAUAUAGAUUUCUGUAGCAUUUAAUAAGACAUAACCUCAAUCAUUUGAAAACUGUAAUUUUUAUGUGUUCGCUUACAAAUUUAUAAAUAAUUUGAUUUUUGGCGGGAUUUAUGCGAUAAAUGCAUCCCAUUACCAUAGAAUCAUUCAUCUCUUAGACAUUUUUUAUUAUUUUAACGUGGGUGCAGUAGAAAUUUGAAAUUCUACCAAUUACUUAACAAAUUCUACCAUGAGAUACAUACUGACUGACUUAUUUGUAUGUAAAACUUAUUUAAGUUACUAAAUCACUUUUAUUACUAAAUUGAUUUUCAGUAUGUCCUGACAAAAUAUAUUAUUAUUAAUACAAAAAUAGGUCACGAGGCGAGAUUCGAACCUUCAAUUAGAAAUCUUAAAUUAUAUUAUGCUAAAUAAGUAAAAGCAAUUACGUUUUAAAAAUAUACAACGAGUAUUAUAUAAUAUAUAGUUAGUUUGUAUUUUUAUAACGAUUCAUGUUCUUAACGGUCACUUAAAUUUUGAUAAAACUUUUAUUU